CAACAUCAGAUAAAAUCAAGAUCAUAUUUGCAUACUUGCAAAUUACGUUAUGUAACUGGAAUUUCGACGAAAAAACUUUAUAGCCAGACACGUUAGGGUAGCAGAUUCAAAGCAAGAUAAAGUUCGACCGACAGAAAGUCCCUACAUCGUUUUUAUAAACAGCUGAUUGGACUAAAAGAUUUUCGAUCAUCCAAUGGUUUUAUUACAAUUUGUCGAUCGCCGAAUACGACAACAGCCCUUUGAUGUAUGUGAGUGUGGAGGGUUGUUACUCAGUGUUAUGUAGAACCGCAAGAUCUAUUUUAUGUUUCAUACUGAUAUACGAACUUGUCAGUAUAUCUUGUGAGGAGACAACAUUAGCUAAUUUUCAGUCUAAGAGUUUAAGAGAGCCUUUUGUGUCGAGCGUUGCUGAGAACUCUGAGGAAACUUGCAAUUCUGAUACUGAUACCUGUGACAGUAUGAGCAGGCUGAUUUCAGUAGAUUUUGAAGUGUUUGGCAGAGUCCAAGGUGUAUUCUUCCGUAAGUACACUAUGAAGACUGCCACACAGUAUGGUCUGGUGGGCUGGGUGAUGAACACUCCACAAAACACUGUGAAGGGCCAGGUUCAGGGCAAAGAGAGCAAAGUGAAAGAAAUGAAACACUGGUUGCGAUACACGGGCAGUCCUUCAAGCAUGAUUGACAAAUGCCAGUUCAGUAAUGAAAAGACAGUAAUGGAUUUAGAUUUCCAGGAGUUUUCUGUUCGUUACUCUUACUUGUAUUAAUCCAGGAAUGAGUUUCCCUUAUCCCAUCCAUUCCUGAUAAACCGCUGAUUCAGCAGUUGUGACAUGAAUUUAGAAAAACUUUGACCUUCUCUCUUUGUUCAUGCUUGUCAUCAAAUAUUUUGAUACAUCACUCGUCCUGAACCAAGAAUUAUAAAAUCAAAGAUUUUCUGUUCUUAUUACAGUUGAUUGAAUUUUUUUUUUUAUGGUAGUUUUUAUGGCAUAUUCAUAUCAAGUUAGCUGGGAAGUUUCCUUUUAAGUAUUGUUGAUUUUUAGGAACUUAAAUUAUAACAACUUAUGAUUGUUAUUUUUGAUUUGUUUAUUAAAUAUUUGUUUUACAUGACUUCAAUCGUGUCUGUACUCAUUGGCAAUGAGAGCAUCAGGGAAAUUUAAGGGAUUUGAUUUAAUAGAUAUAAUUUACACAAAAAGGUUGGUCUUCUAUGAAUAUCACCAACUGUAUAAAAGCCAUUUCCCACUCUAUGGAAGUUUACUGUAGUACUCAUUUGCUGAAAUGGUUAAAAAAAUAUACUCUAGUCAGCAGAGAGUUUUAAGUAGUAUUUUGUUAUAAAUUCAGGAAGAUGGUACUGGGCCCAAACUCCAUUUCAUUACAAAUGCCCAAAUAAAUAAAGACAAUUGUCAAAAUGCACUGUCAUAUGAUGGCCAAACAAUCUGGAGUACUAACUACAGGUGGCAGCCAAUUUCUGGAGCAUUUUACAAGAAUCCAAUUUUUUUUUUUGCUUUGGAGAGAAGACAUCGUUAUUUAGAAUGAUACA
Molecule: messenger RNA, 1528 nt
Organism: Lingula anatina
Lineage: Eukaryota; Metazoa; Brachiopoda; Lingulata; Lingulida; Lingulidae
Product: acylphosphatase-2
Molecular function (GO): acylphosphatase activity
Source: RefSeq, a predicted model, not a curated record